This is a messenger RNA of Tinamus guttatus (white-throated tinamou), 2034 nucleotides long. Its product is annotated as keratin, type II cytoskeletal cochleal. The record is from RefSeq and is a predicted model, not a curated record. Gene Ontology annotation, cellular component: keratin filament. Gene Ontology annotation, biological process: keratinization; intermediate filament organization. Gene Ontology annotation, molecular function: structural constituent of skin epidermis. Lineage: Eukaryota; Metazoa; Chordata; Aves; Tinamiformes; Tinamidae.
AUGAACCGUCAAACUUACAGCAUGAGAGCUGGAGGGGGAGGCAAAAGCUUCAGCGUGGCCUCCGCUAUUAUUCCAAGCAGCAGCCGGGCUAGCUUUAGUUCCAUGUCUAUGGCACGAUCCGGAGGAGGUGGCGGUGGUGUUGGAAGGCUCAUUGGAGGAGGUGGCGGCGGCGGUGGCAUUGGUUUCGGCAGCAGGAGUCUCUACAACCUUGGUGGUACCAAGAGGAUUUCCAUUGGUGUUGGCAGCAGCUACCGGGCUGCUUUUGGAGGUGGAGCUGGUGGCGGCUCUGGCCUGGGAAGUGGACUUGGACUUGCUCUUGGUGGUGGAGGUGGUGCUGGUGGUGGUGCUGGUGGAGGAUAUGGCUUUGGUGGAAGUGCUUAUGGGCUUGGUUUCGGUGGCGGACAUGGAGCUGGUGGAGGCUUUGGCUUUGGUGGAGUAGGUGGCCUGGGAGGAUUUGGCGGAGGGCUGGGUGGUGGCAGAAGUCCAUCAGGAUUUGGCGUUGGCCCACCUGGAGUCGGUACAAUCCAAGAAGUGACCAUCAACGAGACUCUCCUGGCACCUUUGAACCUGGAGAUUGACCCAAACAUCCAGCAGGUGCGAAAAGAUGAGAAGGAGCAAAUCAAGACCCUCAACAACAAAUUUGCUUCUUUCAUCGACAAGGUUCGCUUCCUGGAGCAGCAGAACAAGGUGCUUGAGACCAAAUGGACCCUCCUGCAGGAGCAGGGGCAGAAAAACAACACGGGCAAAAGCAACAUGGACCCGCUCUUUGAGGCCUACAUCAACAACCUGAAACGGCAACUGGCCAGCCUGCUCAAUGAGCGGGGCCGCAUGGAUGGGGAGCUGAAAAACAUGCAGGACCUCGUUGAGGAUUUCAAGAACAAAUACGAAGAGGAAAUCAACCGUCGCACAGCAGCAGAGAAUGAAUUUGUGGUCCUUAAAAAGGAUGUGGAUGCUGCCUACAUGACGAAGGUGGAGCUUGAGGCCAAGGUGGAUGCCCUGACCGAUGAACUCAACUUCCUACGAGCUCUCUACGACGCGGAGCUGGCUCAGCUCAGUGCGCAGGUGUCCGACACUGCUGUCAUUCUGUCAAUGGACAACAACCGGGACCUGGACCUCAGCAGCAUCAUAGCUGAAGUCAAAGCUCAGUAUGAAGACAUUGCUAACAGGAGCCGGGCAGAGGCUGAGGCUUGGUACCAAACCAAGUUUGAAGAGCUGCAGGCCACUGCUGGGAAGCACGGAGACGACUUGCGCAACACAAAGGGGGAAAUCUCCGAGCUCAACCGGCUGAUCCAGAGAAUUCGGUCAGAGAUAGAGAACGCGAGGAACCAGUGUGCCACCCUGCAGACGGCCAUCGGAGACUCCGAGGAGCGCGGCGAGCUCGCCCUCAAGGACGCCAAGGCAAAGAUGGCCGAGUUGGAAGAUGCCCUGCAGAAGGCCAAGGCCGACAUGGCCCGGCAGCUCCGCGAGUACCAGGAGCUCAUGAACGUCAAGCUGGCCCUGGACAUCGAGAUCGCGACCUACAGGAAGCUGCUGGAGGGAGAGGAGAGCAGGCUCAGCGGGGAGGGACUGAACCCCAUCAGCUACUCUGUGAUCAGCUCCAGCUCGAGUCUGGCUGGCGGAGGAGGAGGAUUUGGUGGACUGAGCCUAAGCGGAGGAGGCGGUGGAAGCGGUUUUGGUCUUGGAGGAGGAGGUGGAAGCAGUUUUGGUCUUGGAGGAGGCAGUGGAAGUGGUUUUGGUCUUGGAGGAGGCGGCGGUGGAGGCUACAGCUUUGGAAGUGGAGGAGGACAUGGUCUUGGAGGUGGCUAUGGAGGAGGAAGCGGUCUUGGCCUGGGAGGAGGCAGCAGUCUGGGCAUCGCAAGUGGUCACAGCUUCGGAGGAGGCGGCGGCGGCAGCGGCUUGAGCACCAGCGGAGGAAACUUCAGCUCUGGAAGCGCAAAAGGCACCAACCCCGGUGUGAAAAUCGUCUCCAAAACUUCCUCCAGCAAAAAGAGCAUCAAAAGCCAAAGCCUGAAGAACGCCGUGCAGCCUGAAUAA